Homalodisca vitripennis (glassy-winged sharpshooter) is the source of this 5032-nucleotide messenger RNA. Its product is annotated as PX domain-containing protein kinase-like protein. The transcript is spliced from 11 exons. Gene Ontology annotation, biological process: early endosome to late endosome transport; endosome to lysosome transport; protein phosphorylation. Gene Ontology annotation, molecular function: actin binding; ATP binding; phosphatidylinositol binding. The coding region runs from base 353 to 2017 and encodes 554 amino acids. Gene Ontology annotation, cellular component: extrinsic component of endosome membrane; early endosome; late endosome. Lineage: Eukaryota; Metazoa; Arthropoda; Insecta; Hemiptera; Cicadellidae. The record is from RefSeq and is a predicted model, not a curated record.
AUCAGUUGAUUGAAGUAAUGGAAUAAACACUGUCAAGUGAAGUGUCGACUUGCUACUGGCACUGGACGGACAAGGAAUCAAAGGUUUAGUAAGUACUGAAUAGGAAGUGGAUUGUCUUCCGUUUUCGUAUCAGUGAAGUGAAUCGUCAAAAUGUUGCGUACAAUCUGUUUAAUACAUUUUGAAAAGUGACAGAUCAGUUCGUUAAUGUAGUGUUCAACGAAAUCGACAGUAUCGUGUUUUUCUGUUAAUAAUUAUUUCAAAAUUAGUCGGAGUCAGAAUAAUUAUUGUUUUAAAAGGACUAAAAAAGACAUUCCCCUGUGAUGUCUUUCCAAGGAAGAAGGUUUAGUUAUCAAUGGCAGUGUUUGAAAAAGAAUUUAGGAAAAGAAAAAUAUAUUUGGAUGACACUAUUCCUCUUCACUGCACUUUUUUAAAUGUGCAGAACAUACAUGGACAUAUUGAAUAUAUAAUACGUGUACAGAGGGGACCAACCACUACUGAUGCCUGGCACAUUUACAAACGCUACAAUGAUUUUGUUAAUCUACAUCAUGCCUUGCAGCCUUCAUCCCUUAGCCUUCCCCUACCUCCGAAGAAACUCAUUGGGAAUUUUGACAAAGAGUUCAUAGCUGAGAGACAAGCAGGUUUACAGAAAUAUAUCAACUACAUCCUCAUGAAUCCAAUAUUGGCAUCGUCUUUGCCUGUAAAGAGGUUUCUGGACCCAGACAAUUAUAGUUCAUCGUUUCAAGAAACUGCUCUGCAGCAUGUUUCGAUGGCGUUGCGGGGCGAGUUGGACUAUGAGAUGGUGAAAGCACUGUCAGACAUCGGCUGGAGGCUACGGAAACACUACUUUCAAGUCAAAAAACGCAGCAAUCCUAAGGAGGAACUGAUUUUGUCCUGGGUGGAAUACGGACCAGACAAGUACCUCAACGACAAAGAACUUCAUGCUGUUCUUAAGGGAUUAGCAACACUUCAGCACCCCAACAUCGGAGGUGUAGAGAUGCUGACGUGUCACGAUGCAGGAGGCUACGUAGUCCGUAGGCUAAACUCUGAAGGUAGCCUUAGGGACACAAUCUGCCACUGCAAGCCUCGGCAGACAUUCCUCAAGAAGUAUUCAAAUCCCAAGCUGCGUUGUGCCUUGCCCCUACCCCAAGUUGUGUUUAUAUCCACCCAGAUACUUCAUGGCCUUAGGUUCCUCCAUGAGAAAGGCAUACCUUACGGUCACCUCCACUUGGGGAACAUUAUGCUGGAGAAUGAUGUGGUCAAGUUGGUGGAGAUUGAGAAUGGAGUGCUCGGUCUACCUUCGUUCUACCGACCGUUCUUCAUGCAACAUCGGAAGAUUUCGUCACUGGAGGCGGUGGAUGUCUACUGCUUCGGCCACGUUUUGUACGAGAUGACGUUCGGCAAUCCGCUGCACGAGUCUGUCUGUGAUAACCUCCCGCCUAAUUGUCCCCCUAUUAUAAGGCCGGUGCUGGAGUCCAUUCUGUCCUCGGGUGCGUGCAAGAGCGGGAUGCCCAGCCUUGAAAUGUUGUUGGCAUUGCCAGUAUUCAGUGCUAAACCAGCAACAGACCAUUGCUACUUCAAGCUGUCCUCACAUACCCGUGAUGCACUCAAAGACGCCUGUCAUCAAACUGACGCCCGCAUAAAAGACGAGCAGAAGAAGGUUCGGCAUCAGAAGAGAUUAGUGAAAAUGCAAGAAGUAUUAAACUCAGAAGAGGACAACAAGAAGGAUAGGAAAAAACAUAAAGUUAAAAGAGAAGAAAAACAUGUGGAAGGGACAAUGAAUGGAAAUGGCCUGUCACCAGAACGUUCCGAUAGUCCCAACAGCACAAGUACUGCCACCUCGGCAGGAACGAUUACGCCUCCUUCAGCUGUACCACCUCCUCCACCCCCUCUGACACUGAACUUGACAACACAAGUAGAGGCUGUACACAUACCACAGGAUGACUCGAGAACUGCUCUCCUCGGAUCUAUCUGCAAUUUCAAUAAAGCCUCUUUGCGCAGGACCAAACCAGUUGCUUGAUUAAGGAAAAUGUGACUCUUUGAGCUGCUUAAGGAAGGUUGCUGCCUUUAACCAAAGUACAUAUUUAAGUUUUAUUUUGUAACUACUAUUCUCUUUAAAUUUUUGAAUAUUAUAACUGUGAAUACUGUUGUGGUUGUGUAUUGAACAAAUUGUAAAAAUCAUAUAUUUAUAUAAAUAUUAAACCAACCAGCUAUUUACAUACAUUUGCAGUGCAUACUUCAAUAACUUUUAAUUUUAAUCAAGAAAUAUUGUUGUUCUUUAAUAAUUUCAUUGUAUUCAUAAUUUCCAAUUACGAAGUAAAACAUUACUGUUCUUGUAUUUUUAGAAAAGAACUGUACUCCAGGAGAAGAGUGUUAAAUGAUUAAAUUAAAGUAUAUAAUAGUAAAUCUUGAUGCAUUUGGAUGAUAAUUUUGUAGGUACUGAAUUAAGAACCGUCCUGGUGUGGAAAAGUGGUGCUAGUUUGAUCUAUUCCAAGUUUACUAUAGAUGAAUAAUUUACUGUUAAUGUGCCGACAAGAAAUUUACAAAUUUGAUUGUUUAAGCUUUCUUCUUUCACAAUCAGUUUUCUUAAAUUCUACACCUAAUGUUGUAAUUUGUCAAACAUUAUUUGUACAGUUUAAAAAUAAUUUUUGAUAUACAAUUGUAACUGUUUUAGCAAAAAAAAACUGUUCAUUUUAUGUUUUAUUUAUUUUCAUCAACGUCAUAUUUUUAAACACUGUAUAAAAUAUAUACAUUUCAAUUACAUAUAUGUAAGGUAUAAAAGUAAUUUUUAAGAAUUUCUUAAACAUUCUGUUGGUCUGUCUAUUGGCUUUGUAAUGUCUUCAUUAAAACCAUAUUAUAUUUACAGAAAAAUAUCCAAAUACAUUACAGUGUUCCAAAAGUUUAAAACUUUUGUCCCCUUCUUUACCAUUUAAAUUAAUACAUCAAGCUAAUAUAUAAUUACAAAAUUGUAACACCCUUGUAGUGAAAUGUGGACCGCUUAGUGGUACAAAUUGUUUUGUAAAUUUGAAAACCAUAAACUGUGUAUACACGUGAGUGUUGUCUUUGCUCUAAACAUUUUAAAACACACACUCUUACACUGUUGGUUCACACACACACACGUAAUAACGACUUUCAGCCUUGUUUUGUAAUUGUAACUCCAAAUUAGUACAUUAAACUGUGUGGAAAGUAUGUUUUGGUAGUUCUAAGAUAUGUUGCAUAUCACGAAAACCUGUGUGAUCGAUACACUACACUGGUGUUUUUGUCUCACAGAUAACACCUUUGUAUAUGCAUACAUUACAGCCACACCAAACAGUUGUUUAGAUCCGCUCUACAACCUGUGUGAAACACAUAGCAUACUUUAGUUUUUGUUAUUUUACUAAAACUCAGUACUGUUUCACAAAUAUGAAAAUCUCAAGCGAUAAAAUCUAGGCUAUAACUUUAUAAAAAGCAAUCUUUCCAUACAUUUUACGCAUUAAAGCUUAAGCUCAGUCUAUACCUUCACAUAAAAUGAAUUAUAGGAUUGGAUUUUAAAAAUUAAAACAGAAUAAGCAUUGUAAAAGGAUUUUCAAGUUAAUCUUUGUGAUAAUAAUCUUGUUUUAUUAAUACUUUUACAAUUUAAACUGUAUUGAAAAACAAUAUCUACCUUACUAAUUAAUUAUUCUUAUCAUUUACAUUAGUGUUUUCUAGAAGUAUGCAAACCAGGAAUUCAUAAUAGUGAUAGUCCCCAUGUGAUAAGUGUAUGUUAAUGGUUGAUCAAAUAGUUCUAUUAUUUUUGGACAGUUAUUUAAUACGACCACUAAAAUAUUUUUAUUUCAUAACACAAUGUUGCGUACUGUUUGUUUGUACAUUAGUAGUAGACAUGUUACCAUUGAAGAGUUAAAUGUAAGACUGUGUAACUGAGGGAAUUACUAAACUUGUUUUAUUUUACAAUAUGCUUAUACGAUUUAACACCAUAAUUGGAUGUAAAUGUAUGCAAGAUGUAUUUUAUGGAAACAGAAGCGCACAUUCAUUUGGGGUAAUAAAUUUUGAAAUAUGAUAGAUAUUUUAUUUUCUCGCUUUAUUAGUCGAGAAACUGUAAUAAAUGUUUUUUUGUAAAAUUAAAUUAAGAUUAAUUUAAUAAAAGUUUGGAGCAAUGAAUUCAUAUGAUUUGUAGUACAGGUUAAUGGAGUGUAAACAUUGACUCCUGAAGUUUUUAAAUAUAAGUCUAAAUAUUUAGUUCAUACUUUCAUGUGGAAGUUAUUUACUGAAUCAUCACUACCUUUAAUAAAUAAUUUAAGAUUCAUUAAAGUAACUAUUUGCUGCUGAGUCUCAAUUAAUUGUGUUACUACUUUAUAGUGCAUUUUGCUUUAAUAAAAGUUACGAUAAAUACAUACAAUAUAUUAGACACUAAUUUUCAUCCUAUUCGCUAAAAGGUGGGUUAUUAAAAUUAAAGUAUGAAUAAAGUUGAAUUAGAAUUGGUUUUAGAGUAGUAGUGGGUUAUAUAUAGGCGUAUUAAGAAUUAAAUUUAAACGUACAUUUUCAUUCUUUUCUAACGAUUUAAAAUGUUUGAUGAAAAAUAUCUCUAUAAAUGUGUAUUACAGUAAGAUCUUUCAGCUUUAAAAUACGGUAACAGAUUCUUGAUUAAUAAUGCUUUUUUAUUUUGGUAUAAAUUUUAAACUACCUUUUUAUACUGAAUGAGCAACUGUGAAAAUCAAUUAUUAUGAACAGAUUGUUUCUUUCAUAGUUUUGGAACGAGCUAAGGAUUUGUGAGUAUUCAUUUUAAUAAAUAUAUAUUUUUACUAGACAUAUAAUAAUAACAACAAUACGUGUAUCCAUAUAUGUAACUAUAAUAACCAUUUUGAAUGUUUUACAAGUCUAUGUAGUUUUUACAAAAUGUGAUUUAUUACUAUAUUUAAUGUUAUUGAUUACCUUGUCACGUUAUUUUCUUUGUUAUAUAUCAUAUUUAAGUUUUAAUUUUAAUGUUAUGUUUUGUAGGUUUAGAUCAAUUAUCGUAAUGUAAAGACUAUUAUUGCCAUUAAAUCAAUGUUACCAAGUA